AUGAAGCUUAACGAAUCUUCUGCUGUUUCCACUACACGAGCUCUUCUUGUCCCAUAUGAGAGCAGACAUGUACCCACGUAUCAUCAGUGGAUGGAGGAUUCAGCAAUCCAAGAAGCAACCGCCUCGGAACCUUUAACUCUGGAGGAAGAGUACGAGAACCAGCAAUCAUGGCGCUCCUCCCACGACAAACUGACCUUCAUCAUCUGCCAACCCGUCACUGAUAAUUCAGCGCCAUCCGUACAUGCCGGCCAGGUGGAUUCUCCAGAAAAGAUGAUUGGCGAUGUCAACCUAUUCCUCUAUCCCAACGACGACGAGGAGGAGCAAGCCGAUGAUCGGUUCCAAUGCAUUGGUGAAGUCGAUAUCAUGAUUGCUUCCCACGACCACCGUGGCAAGGGCCUGGGAAGGACGGUGGUGUCAGGCUUCUUGCAGUACAUCUCCCGCAACCUGGAGGAAAUCCUGCAUGAGUACUACACCAGCGAGAGAGAGCAAGCCGGUACUGCCACUAACAGUCCGAUGCUCAAACCCCGACUCAGGAUGCUCAUGGCCAAGAUCAACAAAGACAACAGCAGGAGCAUUGCCCUUUUUAAAAGCCUCGGGUUUGAGCAGGAGGGCGAUGUCAACUACUUUGGAGAGCUCAAGCUGGUUCUUCGUGACCUUGGUGCGUAUGCAACGGCGAACGUCCCUGAAGGUUAUGCGGAAUUGGUCUAUGAAAGGGAAGACUGA
Molecule: messenger RNA, 723 nt
Organism: Neurospora tetrasperma FGSC 2508
Lineage: Eukaryota; Fungi; Ascomycota; Sordariomycetes; Sordariales; Sordariaceae
Exons: 3
Coding region: 1-723 (240 amino acids)
Biological process (GO): protein acetylation
Molecular function (GO): N-acetyltransferase activity
Source: RefSeq, a predicted model, not a curated record